CCUGUAUAGUUAGUUCUUCCUCUGACGCCUUUACGAUCGGUUCGCAUUUCAGGAAACGGUUCUAACCGGCAAAACCGACCAAACAAAAAUUCAAAAUGGUUUCCCACCAAACGUUUAUAGUGCUCGCCUACAUUUUCUGCGCCCUGGGCAUUAUCGGAGCACUCAACACCAUCGCUACAGCGUCCAUUGGAAGCCACCAUGCCGGCCAAAAUGAUGGCGCUAACAGAGUGUCAUCCGUGGUGAAUGGCUUGGCGGCCCUAGUUUUUGCGGGAGUUCUGCUUUUUGGACUGAUUAAGCGUCGGGCAGAGUACAUUCGAGCCUACAUCCUGUACAUGAAGAUUCACUUCGGCAUCUUGGUCGUACUGAUCAUCAUCCUCAACGUGAUUGUAGUGAUUUUCGCGGCCUCUGCCGGUGGUCAAGAUGAACACAACAAAGAUGCAGCACUUGGCGCUAUUGGCAUUGUGCUUCUGAUAACCGGAAUCAUCCUGUUGGUUAUCACAGCCUUCUUCUUCUUCUUCCUGUGGAUCGUCAAAGGUGCCCUGAGAGCCGUUGAAAGUGAAAAUUCCAACAGACGGUACGAGGCGGCCUCUACUGGCAAGGGCAACAUCUAACUUUCUACUACUACCACCUACACACCACAAGUGGGUGUCUGGAGGCCAAAACGUCAGCCAGUUUAUUGUAUCUUUCCAAAAACAUUGCCUAUAGUUCGUCGAACGUCUGAAAAGCUUUUUGUGUACCUACAAUGUUUAACACUGCCUUCGUAUUGAUGUACUGAAUGGAACAAUAGAACGAAAUGCCAAGAUAUACACCGAAUUUGAUGGUGUAUAGUAAACAGCUUUUCCACCGAUUUUACGGGCCUUAGAUCAGAGAGCGUACCUACUAUACAACGGUUCUUAAUUUAAUGUAUACUUCAUUCAUCUAAUGCGGGUGCAUACUAUACACCUUCAAAUAGGGCCUACAUGCAUACUUAUAAUGAAUUGAUUUCAUUUGCACUACGCGAUACUUAAAGAGUAAAACCACGUCAAACGUUUUAUAAAUGUCUACAGAGAUUAAUAAAGAUAAGAAACUUU
Molecule: messenger RNA, 1070 nt
Organism: Uranotaenia lowii
Lineage: Eukaryota; Metazoa; Arthropoda; Insecta; Diptera; Culicidae
Exons: 4
Coding region: 96-611 (171 amino acids)
Source: RefSeq, a predicted model, not a curated record